GGCGCUGUGCAUCAUCUCCUGUAGCCUCAGCUCCAUACAGACAGUGAGAGACAGCCAUGGAGAGGCGGAGAGCGGACUGCUUUCUUUGUUAUUUUUAAACUCUUGCAAUUCGCAACAAUGACACUGUCGGCUGGGACUCGUGUCGGUCCGAUAGCCCGAUGCACUCGCAAGCAGAAAGAUUCUCACCGGAGUUCUUUUGCAGUGGCAUAAGUAGAACUCUGGAUCGAAUAGUUGUGCAGUGUGGGCUCUACGGGGACGUGGUAUAUGGAUGCUGGGACUAUGAGCAUAAGCGACAAACGGGGCUACUUAGCAGACCUAGGAGGCAGCUUCACUGAGGAUGCUCCCAGACCUCCUGUCCCCGGUGAAGAAGGAGAGCUCAUAUGCAGCGAUGGUCGCCAGCACAGCAACCUCGGCUUCUCCUCGAAGAAUGAGAGCCUCAAAUGUGAGCCGUCUGUGGCUACACCCAGGCGAUCUGACUUGGACCUGGGCUACGAGCCGGAGGGCAGCGCUUCGCCAACACCACCCUACUUAAAGUGGGCGGAAUCUCUUCAUUCUCUCCUGGAUGACCAGGAUGGCAUCCUGCUGUUUAGGACGUUCCUCAAGCAAGAGGAAUGUGCAGAUAUGUUGGACUUCUGGUUUGCCUGCAGUGGUUUUCGGAAACUUGAAGCCAGUGAGGUUACUGAGGAGAAGAAGGUGAAACUGGCAAAGCUGAUAUAUAAAAAAUACAUCCUGGACAACAAUGGGAUUGUCUCUAGACAGAUCAAACCAGCUACAAAGUCCUUCAUCAGAGACUGUGUGAUGAAGCUUCACAUUGAUCCUGCCAUGUUUGAUCAGGCUCAGACUGAAAUACAGACUAUGAUGGAGGAAAAUACCUAUCCAUUAUUCCUUAAAUCUGACCUAUAUUUGGAAUACACACGGACAGGAGGUGAAAGCCCAAAGUUGUACAGUGACCAGAGCUCGGUUUCUGGCAAUGGAAAGGGGCUAUCGAGCUAUUUACCACCUUUAAAGGAGUAUGAGGAAUGGAGAUGCGACCAAGGACCAGAGGAGCUGCCUGAGUGUGACCCCACGCCAAGCAGCCGUCUGACUCAGAAGCUGCUGAUGGAGACGGCACAGCAACGAGUUGCCAACAGCACAAGAUUCCAGGACAGUCACGAGUACAGGCAUGCACCAUGUCGGGAGACAAUCAACCCGUACUACGUCAACACUGGCCAUGUUAUGGCUCCUGCCACCAGCGCCAAUGACAGUGAGCAACAGAGCAUGUCCAGUGACGCAGACACCAUUUCCCUUACGGACAGCAGUGUAGAUGGGGUUCCACCCUACAGAUACCGCAAGCAGCAUCGCCGCGAGAUGCAUGAAAGUGCCAGAGCAAAUGGGCUAGUGCCACUACCUCAUAUUCCACGCCCAAACCGGAUUCCAAAGGAUAUACACGUGGAGCCAGAAAGGUUUGCUGCAGAGCUGAUCAGGAGACUGGAGGGCGUACUGAAAGAGAGGGAGGCCCAGGAGAAACUAGAGGAACGACUGAAGCGAGUACAGUUGGAAGAGGAGGCUGACGAAGUCAUGAUGGCCACAGCAACAUCAUUAUCCAGUCACAGGUUCCCCCCUGGUGCUUAUUCACAGAAUUACAACCCCCGCUAUGCUGACAACACCUACAGCGCUCCUUUUGUCGGAGAUGCUCAUGAAGAAAACCCAGAGAGCAUCUUGGACGACCACGUGCAGCGAGUCAUGAAGACCCCGGGCUGCCAGUCGCCGGGAACCGGCCGUCAUUCUCCGAAGUUGCGCUCACCAGACGGUUUCCCAGGGAUAAAAGGGAUUGGAAUGCCAGGCCAGGGUAAACAUGCAUCCAGGCACGGUUUCAAGGGAGAAACUAGCCACUUGUACCACCACAAACACCAUAGCCACCACACCAGCGUGGGCAAGCCCAAAGAGCAGGUGGAAGCUGAUUUAGUCACGCAUGUGCACGGGAGCUUUCCCUGGAGCAUCGAGUCAAGUCAUUACGGAUCAAAGUCUCGCAGCUAUGCAGACGGCAUGGGAUCCAACCCCAUGGACUAUGCAGGGUACAUCGGGAGAGGUGGCACACAGUGUAAAAGAGCAUCAAAGAGAGGUGAGGAAUUGCGGCCUUAUGACAUGCCGGGGCCUGGAGAGGAGAUGGAGAAAAACCAGAAGAUCCUUUUGUGGCUGAUGGAAGGACAGAAAGAAAUGGUUCAGCAUAAGAGAAGCCCAUAUGGACAUAAAGCUACUAAAAAGCAGCCAUGUGAAAACAUUACUGUGGCGUACUACUUCUGUGAGGAGCUGAUACCUUACAGGACUUCUGUCAAAGGGAGGGUUGUCACGCUGGGCCAGUUCAAAGAACUGCUAACAAAGAAAGGAAAUUACAGGUAUUAUUUCAAGAAGGUAAGCGAUGAGUUUGACUGUGGGGUGGUGUUUGAAGAGGUACGUGAAGAUGACGCUAUCCUGCCCAUCUUUGAGGAGAAGAUCAUUGGCAAAGUAGAGAAAGUUGACUAAAUUUUAAAGAGGAGAGAGCCGAGUAGCCAGCGUAUGAUGGACUGAGGAGCAAGUGGAUGGUGAAGAGGAAGUGCUUUACAAAGGAGAAUGGAUAAGGAGGAAAGAAAAAAGGUGGAUCCAGAGUCAGAAGAUUAUAGUAGUGGUCAUUGACUUCUGUAUCACGGCUGCAGUGAAGUUGGACUUGAAGAAGAAAAAUCUCAUUUUCCUUUUGGAGUGUAAUGUAGCAUUGUAACGUUUACUAGAAAACAAGAACAAAAAGUGCUACUAAUGCUACGUAUUUUUGAUAAUGACUUAUCAAAGGGUUUCCUUUCUAAAAUAACUACACUUGUAAUUUUUAUAUGUAUUCAUACCAGAUGUGUACAGUUUGUGUUAAAACACAGCAAAAAUUUUCUAUCUAUUUAAGUAUUUAAAUUGCUACUUUUAAACCUAAUUAAAGCUGAAGCGUCGCCCCUCGUGAAGACGAUCCGAUUCCUCGAUAGGGCUGAUUCUUGUUUGCUUUUUUUCAUCAAUUGUAAGAGCCCUCUGGACGCUAAUGUUUGUGACUUUCAAAGUGCUUUUAAUACUUCACUUCUCAGAACUUUAUUUAGAGGCAUUAAAUCAGACUGCUUGUUCGUUAUAUUAUAUACUACUGACUCGGUGUAGACCUUCUAAAGAACCCAUUCUUGCAACCCAGUGUAGGAAUGUCACAUUUGAUUAAUGUAUUUAAAAUAUAUUUAAAAAGUCCAAUACAGAACAGAUUAUAAUGUCUGUUUUAUGGCUCAGUCACACAUGAGUAAAAGUAGGAUGGCAACCUUCUUGCAACAGUUUGAUUGCACUGAAUUUGGUUUUUUUUUAUUAGUCCUUUAUUUAUCCAGGUAAAAAAUCUCAUUGAGAUUAAAAAUC
Neolamprologus brichardi is the source of this 3384-nucleotide messenger RNA. The record is from RefSeq and is a predicted model, not a curated record. NCBI's taxonomy places the organism in Eukaryota, Metazoa, Chordata, Actinopteri, Cichliformes, Cichlidae.